Molecule: messenger RNA, 2607 nt
Organism: Encephalitozoon cuniculi GB-M1
Lineage: Eukaryota; Fungi; Microsporidia; Unikaryonidae
Exons: 1
Coding region: 1-2607 (868 amino acids)
Biological process (GO): tRNA methylation
Cellular component (GO): cytosol
Source: RefSeq, marked provisional
AUGGAUUCCUGCUGGAAUGCCAAGGAUCUUUUCUUGCUAGCAUUAGAAGUCGGCAAUCUUCAUACCAUCGGCUAUAAAGAGAUAAUGUCGAUGGACCUCGAAAGUGGAAUGGAGAUAUCCUGCACCAGAGAGAGCGGAGAGGAAGUCAGAUUUGGACACCUAUGGAGAUACAAGGAAGAAGAGGCAAAAACGCGGUUUAGACUAUGUCUGGUGGAAGUGCAGUUGGGGCGUUGCCCUAAGGAGGCUGUAGACCACCUGCUGCUGCUCCUGAGCGGUGCGGAUAAAGCAAGUCAGCUCGCUAUAUUCCUAAUGUUUUACAAGCUUGCCGUAAAGUACAAGGUUUAUGACGGAAGAGUACUCCACAAAUGUAAGACACACCUGCAUCUAAUCCAUCUGAGGCGAGCCGUCUUGAAGACGUUGAUAGCAUACUCCCUGAACAGGGUGGAUCUUGUUUUUAAUGAGUUCACGGGUGAAGAAGUUAUGGAGAUGAAUUUGCUUUGUCCUAAGGACCUGAACCCAGCAGAUCCUGACUCCAUAAGAGCCGUGAAAAGACUAUUUUCCAGCAUGAACAAGGCCUCGUUCAGGUACUCCAAGAGAAUACUCAAGAGCAUGGAUGAGAGGUUCUUUGUGUAUCUCCCAGAUAAACUCAACAGCACAGGGUAUUCGCAUCUUCGAGAGCUGCUUGGAAAGCUCUCUCCAGACAGGGCACGCUCCAUUAUCAAGAUUGUCGGCGACGAGUCUGUGGCAAGGUUGUUUCUGCCUCUAAAGAUGCACGAUCCACAAAGAUUCUUUACUUAUAGGAGCGUGGAAGUCAGGAUUGAGUCUCUUAGACAUAUCGAUGGUGUCGGGUUGAUGAGAAGAUUUCUGGAAGUCAAUCAAUUUAUCUACAGCAGAAGUAUGCUGAAGCUGCUUAUCAAGUAUUUCCGCCUGUGGCUUAAAGAGAAAGUUGAAGAAAAGCAUAAGCUUAGGACUAUGUACCUCGAGGUUAUAUCGCCGAUGCUCCGGAGUACCAAUGCAUCCAGAAGAGUACUUGGGGUGUAUCUGAUGGAUUCUCUAGUGGCCGAGGGCAUCAUAGAGUUCCCGGGAUGCGCCCAGCUGCUAUUUGAUUCUGACCACGAGGUCCGGAUGAUCAUCUGUAAGCAUAGUACCAAGAUACUCCUCGGCCUUGAGGAGAUGAGUGUAAAAAUAGAAAGCCACCAGUCCCAUGAUGUGCACGGAUGUGUAGAGUAUAUCAAGAGCUGCCAAUCAAGAUGGUUUGUCGGCCAUCUGAAGAGUGUCUUUGAUAGUCACAUGAAGGAUUUUGUAAGUGGAAAAAAAAGCAUGGAGGAAAUUUCUAUUUACGGGCUCCUAAACAUGCUUUCGGAAACAAAGGAACAUGAUAUUAUUACCUGGGUGGACAUAGUUUAUGAUUGUUGCUUCAAAAGACUUUCUGAUGUUAUUCAUGGGCAGGAAGACGACAGCCUGAUAGUCUACUGGAAGAACAUGCGAGAGUGCUGUAGCUACUACUGUGGAAUGGUGCUGAGCGGAAACAAAGCCCUCUCGGCUAGAUUAGUGCAGGUACUUCUGCACAUAAACCAUCUGGGUGUUGUGCUACAGGUGUCUCAGUAUUUAAACAUGGUGUUCAAGAACAUGGCUUUUGAAGAAGACGAGCUACUAGAGAUAGUUGAAGUGUCAUUUAAUAGAAUCGAGAGCUGCAAAGCUAUCGUUAGGAGGAGCGGAGGAAUUCCUCUUCUGUUCGCAUCGAUCCUUAGGAGCUAUCCAUCUAUUCUUGAGCGUAUCCUGAAAAGGUUGCUUGAAUUGGUUGAAACAGGUGAGAGUAGUGCUAAAAUCCAUUGCCUGAACAUUCUCAGUAGGAUCAUCGAGGAUGGAUGCCUGAACUCAAAGUUACCUCUUCAGAUAGAAGAGUUGUUUGGGAUUGCCUUCAAAUGCAGUCGUUCGAACCUCUGGGCAAUAAGGAACAUAGGGAUAGAGAUAUUCUCCAACCUGGUCCAGAAGGCAUUUGAUAGGGGGCCAGAAGGCAUUGUAUCGAUGGCCCAUGCAGGACUUAGGAGCCUGCUACGUAAGGAGCUUAGCUUGUGCAGAGACAAGCGAGAUGAUGUCCUGGCACUUCUUAUUCUUCAUUUGUACGGAAGAAUGAGGGAGUUGAACGGGGAGGAAACAGAGGCAGUUUGGAGGCUUUCGGAAAGAGGAGGGGUAGUGGGGCUUAAGUCCAGAAACAUCUGUACCAAAAAAGAGUGGAAAAUGCCUGCCCAGCCAAGAGUAAAGAUGGUGUUUAAUCCCAAAUUGAGUGAAGGGGAGGUACUUCUAAGGGUACUAAUCCUCCUAGACUCUGAGCAUGUAGAAGAAAGGGGGAUGGCUGAAUCUUACAUGGAAAAUGUUUAUGGGCUGUCAUCGUACUCGGAAGAGUAUCUUAAGCAUUACACCGUCUGGAGAAUUUGUAGAAUUGGAUACCAGGAAGCUGCGGCCCAGCGACUCAGAGAGUACAGCCUAAAUAUCGAGAGGUCCCUAAGCUGCUUUUUCAAGGACUCGCCAUCAAACGAGCGUUUUGACUUGGAGCACGCUAUAUCCCUCAUGGAGAUGUAUAGGGGCCAGGAGAAUUUGAUAUAA